GUGCGCCAUUCCACAUACCGCAGCGAUGAGGUCGACUAUAGAAAGCUUGUCUGUAAUGUGCUGGUUGUUUUGUCUUGUUUGGAGCUCAUUAUUAUUUUACAUUAAUGCGGAAGCACCCUUCUGUAACACCAAUCCAAGUGGAUUGCUUGGAUACAAUCAAUCAUGCAGUUACAGCUCCCAGUGUGUUACGGGGCUGUGUAGUGCCUCAAGGUGUCUAUGUGACAAUGGAACUUCAUACAACACAUGCGCCUUUAAGUGUGUUAACGAUUGCAAUAGCACAGUGAAUGGCACUACAGGAACGAUAACCAGCCCAGGUUAUCCCUCGAGUUCUACUACAACCUACUGUACAUGGAACAUUCAAGGAUUGCCAGCGACCUAUAUAGGCUUCAACUUAACAUACCUUGACAUGGGUACAGACAACAGUUGUGCAUCUAAUUACAUUGAGAUAUUUGAUGGACCGUCGACAUCAAACAGGACAUUUGGGAAAAUGUGUACAUCCUGGGAAACACUGACUAUAUCUACAACAAACAACAUGCUUGUGGUGUUUAGAACGUCUGGAACUGGAAGAUUUCUUGCCUACUUCAAAACACUGAUUGACGGUAAAGAAAAACUUAUUGUACCACUAACAGAAGACAAUGGUGCUAUUUUGUACUACAAGCACUCAGAAGAGUUGUUCGACUUCAUCAAUGAAACUCACUUGAAAAUCGGACAUGGACGUCCCACAUGGAUGGAAAAAGAGCUAAAAUGCCAAAAAGAUCUUAUUGAUAUGCAAAGUAAGCCAGACGGCAAAUACAAGUUUAUACUCAGUUACCAGGAUCAUUUAACCAAGUUCAUAUUGUUGCGAGCUUUGGAAACCAAAAGAGCAGAAGAAGUUGCUUACUAG
Molecule: messenger RNA, 883 nt
Organism: Physella acuta
Lineage: Eukaryota; Metazoa; Mollusca; Gastropoda; Physidae
Product: tolloid-like protein 2
Source: RefSeq, a predicted model, not a curated record